AUGAAUUAUCAAGAAUUAGAAUAACAUCAAAGUAGAAAACAAAUUACUCUGAAUGAUGCUAUGUUUACAAUAUUUAAAAGAGCAAUGAUAAAGAGUCCAUGUUUUAUCCCAUUUAUAAUUAUAAUGACUCUCUUAUUUGCUAUUGGAAUAUUGCAUGAGACUGGCAUUAAACCAAUUCAUGAAAUUUUUCCUCUUGGAGGUACAACAGGUGAAUUCUUGAAAUCUGAAUAGAUGUGA
Molecule: messenger RNA, 237 nt
Organism: Paramecium primaurelia
Lineage: Eukaryota; Ciliophora; Oligohymenophorea; Peniculida; Parameciidae
Source: the annotation of a GenBank genome assembly